AGUUGAAAGAGCAUGUCAUGAGACCGCAGAAAUUAAUGCACUGCAGCCUGCUUUAUAGACUAUCACCAACCACCUUUCUGACAAAUUCGCAUUUCCUGUGCUGAAAUGUUAAGCAUUCAGUUCUUGCAGCAAUGACUUCAACUGCUUCAGAACUGCUUCAUUUCACACUACUCCAGGGCAAGAUAAAUGGACAUGGACAGGAAAACUAAAAGCUCAAGUACUGCAUGGUGUGAGACACAAGACUAAAAUUCUAACAUGAACAAAAUUAAGUAUUUUUUGAUUUCACUCCCUGCUUUCACACUGAUGUACAUUGUAAUUUCUUAUACUGUGAAACCUAUUGAACAACCUGAACAGCAGAGCUGCACCAAGUAUUGUCCUGAAAUUUUACAAGGCAAAGAAACAGCAUUACAGGCUGGAGAACAGUGUGAAAAAGAGAAGGUAAAAUUAUUUGACAUUCAAAUUCCAAUCAGUUGUUCCAAAAUGAAACUUGAACUUAACUUCAUAACAAGUUCUCUGUCAGAAGAAGAAGCUAACUAUCCUCUAGCUUAUAUUAUUACUAUCCACAAAGAAUUUGAAAUGUUUGUAAAACUAUUGCGAGCAAUUUAUAGGCCAGAGAAUGUGUACUGCAUCCAUAUUGAUCAAAAGUCAUCAAAAGAUUACCAAAGAAAAGUAAAGAGCUUGUCUGACUGCUUUAAUAACAUCUUUCUGGCUUCAAAAAUGGAAUAUGUUGUUUAUGGUGGAUUCUCACGCCUACAAGCUGAUAUAAAUUGCAUGAAAGAUCUUGUAAACACAACAGUUGCAUGGAAUGCAGUUAUCAAUCUCUGUGGACAAGACUUUCCAAUAAAAACUAAUAAGGAAAUUAUCUCGUAUAUAAAGCACAAAUGGAGGGGCAAGAACAUUACACCUGGAGUACAACAACCAUGGUAUAUGAAAUACAGGACAGAGUACAGUUACAAAGAGAAGAUACAAGAAGGUGAAGCCAAAAUUUACCAGCUUAAUCAGACAAAAGAUGCACCACCUAUGGGUCUCACCAUUUAUUUCGGAACUGCAUACUACAUGCUUACGAGACAAUUUGUGAAAUUUGUAUUGGAAGAUGAACGUGCAAUCACACUUCUUGAGUGGUCUCGUGACACAUACAGCCCUGAUGAACAUUACUGGGUGACACUGAAUCGCUUAAACGAUGCACCUAAUACGACCCCAAAUCUCACAUGGGAUGGUGACGUUCGAGCAGUUGUAUGGGCACCUUCUGCUGGACCUGCACUUGAUGGUUGCUAUGGACAUUACACUAAUAACAUUUGUGUGUAUGGCCUAAGAAAUCUAAAAUGGAUCAUUCAACAGCCAGACUUGUUUGCCAAUAAAUUUGAACAAACGACAAGCCCUCUUACGGUAGCAUGCAUGGAGCGAUGGCACAGGGAACGUGUACUCAAUCAAACGUCAGAAAUCAUACAGCCACACUGGCCUUUGAAGGAUUAAAGAUACCACCUGACCUGAAAUUCACAUCCUCGACAACUCUUUUAUUUCUUCCAGCAGUCCCUCAGUAAUUGACAAUUUAUAAAUAAUGCAUCACUGGUGCAACUCUAACUUUAUUGUAUCAUGGACAUUGUUUUUGUCCUAUCCACCUUCUUUUCCUUAGUUUCUCUUGCCUGGCUCCAGUAACGAGCACAAUAAAGCAACCAUAGAAUUGGGAGAACCCUGUGUCUUGAAUGGCUAGAAGAGAAAGCAGCACAUGAGCAGAAGAGUGGCACAUGGCUGGAAUCAAUGCCAGUUGGGCUAACAAGAACAGAUGAUAGCAAGGGCCAGAACCAUAGUCUGUUCCAAAAUAAUUGAUUAAGUAUCAAAAGUUUAACUUAAGCAGUUCUAACUAAAAUUAACAGUUAAAAUUUAAAAUUUUGAUUGAAAAAUUCAGCACCAAAUAGAGAUUAAAUGAAUUGUUAAAUCUCACUAAAACAUUAAAUUUGAGAGUUUUUGCCAAUAUUACAAUAGCAUAAAUAAUCAAUGCAAAUAGUUACAUUUUCAGGUUCUUAGUAAAACAGAUUAGUUAACGACUAUGGCUGUAUCGCCCAAAUACAAUAUCGUACUGGACAAGAUUGUUUCAAAUAUGACUCAAAGACCUAUCAAAUGGACUUUUACAUCUUUGACAGAACCCAAUGAGUCUCUACUGGUGUAAUGCCAUAUUACUUCUAGACAUUGGGAGCAAUGUCACCAUAUGAAGCUAUAAAAUUUAUUAAAAUACUGCCGCUUU
Molecule: messenger RNA, 2242 nt
Organism: Hypanus sabinus (Atlantic stingray)
Lineage: Eukaryota; Metazoa; Chordata; Chondrichthyes; Myliobatiformes; Dasyatidae
Product: beta-1,3-galactosyl-O-glycosyl-glycoprotein beta-1,6-N-acetylglucosaminyltransferase 7-like
Exons: 5
Coding region: 256-1473 (405 amino acids)
Cellular component (GO): membrane
Molecular function (GO): acetylglucosaminyltransferase activity
Source: RefSeq, a predicted model, not a curated record